GACAAAAAAUGGAACACACACAGCAGUGUGUGAGGAGACCUGAAAGUGGCACAUGGCAGAGUGUGGCGAUGGAGACAGCAGCAAUGGGAGGCCGUACAGGGACCCAUGAGAGACUCUGGACCUGGCAGCAGCAUGAGGGAGGCGGUAUAGGGGCCCAUGCGGAUUAUUAGGGGCCUGGCAGCAGCUAUGGGAGGCCCGUAAUCUGCCAGCACCCUAUGACAAAAAAUGGAACACACCAGCAGUGUGAGGAGACCUGAAAGUGGCACAUGGCAGAGUGUGGCGAUGUUACAGCAGCAAUGGGGCUACAGGGACCCAUGAGAGACUCUGGACCUGCAGCAGCAGCAUGA
Molecule: messenger RNA, 347 nt
Organism: Staurois parvus
Lineage: Eukaryota; Metazoa; Chordata; Amphibia; Anura; Ranidae
Source: the annotation of a GenBank genome assembly